AUGGCUCCCGAACGUGUUUGCCUUGCCUACUCAGGUGGUCUUGACACUAGCACCAUCCUCCGAUGGUUGGUUCUUCAGGGUUAUGAGGUUGUGUGCUUCCUUGCCGACUGUGGUCAGGAGGAGGACUUCGAUGCCGUCAAGGAGAAGGCCAUCAAGCUCGGUGCUGAGCGAAUGAUCAUCGAGAAUGUCCAGCAGGAGCUCAUUGAUGAGCUGGUCUGGCCCGCUAUUCAGUGCAACGCCAUCUACGAGGACCGAUACCUCCUCGGAACCAGUCUUGCCCGCCCUGUGAUCGCCCGAUCCAUGGUCAAGGCUGCCAAGGAGCACAACUGCACGAUCCUCAGCCACGGAUGUCUCCUAUCUCUUCAGGUACCGGCAAGGGUUCAAGUUCGUUUCGAGCUCGCCUGGAAGGCCUGCGACCCUACCCUCAAGGUCGUCGCCCCUUGGCGCAACCCCGAGUUCUACAACCGAUUUGCCGGACGUGCCGAUCUGCUCAAGUUCGCCGACGAGCAGAAGAUCCCCGUCAGCUCUACCCCCAAGGCACCUUGGUCCAUGGAUGACAACAUCAUCCACUGCUCAUACGAGGCCGGUAUCCUUGAGCAAACUGAGCUCGAGCCCCCUAAGGACAUGUGGAAGCGCACAGUUGAUCCUAUGAACGCUCCUGAUGAGCCUACCCCUUUCACCGUUCACUUCGCUGAGGGUGUUCCCGUCAAGCUGGAGGUCGGCGACAAGACCAUCACUGGCUCCCUGGAGAUCUUCAAGGAGGCUAACGAGAUUGCCCGUGUCAACGGUAUUGGACGUGUCGAUAUUGUCGAGUCCCGAUUCAUCGGUCUGAAGAGCAGAGGCUGCUACGACACCCCCGGUCUUACCAUCCUUCGCCAGGCCCAUAUCGACCUUGAGGGUAUGGUCAUGGACUCCAAGGUGCGAACCAUUCGCGACCGUCUUUCCAAGGACUGGUCAGACUGCAUCUACAACGGCAUGUACUUCAGCCCUGAGCGUGAGCUCGUCGAGCACGCCAUCAAGUUCUCCCAGCGCCAAGUCGAGGGUAAGGUCAGCCUCGUCGCCUACAAGGGCUGCGCCUACGUCGUCGGACGUUCCAGUGAGACUUCCAACCUCUACUCGGCCGACGAGAGCAGCAUGGACACCCUCGACAUGAACUGGACUCCCCAGGACACCUCUGGCUUCAUCGCCAUCCAGGGUAUCCGUCUUGAGAAGUACGGACAGAGGAAGAUCCAGGACGGCGAGCCCCUUGCCCGCGUCUAA
Fusarium sp. VM40 is the source of this 1260-nucleotide messenger RNA. The record is from the annotation of a GenBank genome assembly. Lineage: Eukaryota; Fungi; Ascomycota; Sordariomycetes; Hypocreales; Nectriaceae.